AUGGCUCUACGAUUGCUGGAGGACAGGAACCAUCACGUCACCACCCAAGACGUUUACAACCUACUGUUGCUCGGAUGCCAUGCUGGCCGGACAGAUAUCUUCAAGCACGUUUUACCGUAUUUGGGAUGGCGCAUGCAGCCCCCCAACUGCCCCGUUGCCUCUUGGGAAGCAACGUAUGCCAUCAGUGAGACCGGACAGCUUGUUUGCUGCUUCGGCAGAAACGGGAUUGAUUUGCCACCAGACCUCGGUCCGGUGGUGGCCUUGGCUGCCGGAUAUCUUCACAUCUGUGCCAUUAAGGCGAGUGGCGAGCUGGUUUGCUUCGCGGAAAAUGAUCCCUAUGUAUCCUUCGGUCAGAGCGAUGUGCCUCCCGACCUCGGUCUGGUGGUGGCAGUGGCUGCCGGAUCUUAUCACACCUGUGCCGUGAAGGCGAGUGGCGAGCUGGUUUGCUUCGGAGACAAUCGCUUUGGUCAGUGCGAUGUGCCUCCCGACCUUGGUCCGGUGCUGGCCGUGGCUGCCGGAUCUGCUCACACCUGUGCCGUGAAGGCGAAUGGCGAGCUGGUUUGCUUCGGAAGCAAUGAGUAUGGUCAGCGCGAUGUGCCUCCCGACCUCGGUCCGGUGGUUGCCGUGGCUGCCGGAGCACAUCACACCUGUGCCGUGAAGGCGAGUGGCGAGCUGGUUUGCUUCGGAGACAAUCGCUGUGGUCAGUGCGACGUGCUUCCCGACCUCGGUGCGGUGGUGGCCGUGGCUGCGAGACAUUUUCACACCUGUGCCGUGAAGGCGAGUGGCGAGCUGGUCUGCUUCGGAGAUAAUCGCUGUGGUCAGUGCGAUGUGCCUGCCGACCCGGUGGUGGCCGUUGCUGCCGGACACCGUCACACUUGUGCCGUGAAGGCGAGUGGCGAGUUGGUGUGUUUCGGGGGGUGUUUGCGGCGCCAUGUGCCGCCAGUCUUCACGGUUCGGCUUGCCUCACAGUCUACCAGCGCACCCACCCCCGAUCCGAUGCAGGAGGUGCUGCAGCCGGUGCAUCACAGCGAGCCUCCAGCUGAAAUCCUGGAGGAGGAGGGUGCCGCAAUCGUGGCAGAACAGGAGGCCUCUUGGAUCGAAUACAACAUCGGAUCCGGCUGGCACGGCAACAGUCAACACUUGCAGUCGCAUGUGCCCGCUGGACUCACUCGGGUGGUGCAUUUGACAUUGAGCCGCACACAUCGCCAGCUGGACACAGAUCUGCAGCAUUCGCUCACCUUGCAGCCAUGUCGACAGACCUUGCAGGAGGAGGGAUUGGACUGGCGCUUGCAGCCGUCCGGCGCCAAGAUCUUCAUGGAGCCUUUCUGCUUCCGAGCCAUCCGCAGUCAUCUGUCCACCAUGCGGCUCAGGCCAUGUGACAUCUUUGUCGCAGAAUGCCUGGAGGAAGAGGUCAUGCGCGUGAUCUGGUCACUGCCCUACAGCCUUGGCGUGGUCCCAAGAAGCUCCCGGGACAUCGCCUUCACUGACUCUGACGGGGAAGCGGUUUUAGUCAGCCGCUCCUUCCUGAACAUUCCAGCGACGACACUCCGCAAUCCGGCCUCCGUCGCGCAGUCCACCACCGAGGCGCGAACACGACAGGGAUAUCACCGGUCCUACCGCGGCACAAACCCGCGCAGAUUCCAAGUGCAGUGA
Molecule: messenger RNA, 1653 nt
Organism: Symbiodinium sp. CCMP2592
Lineage: Eukaryota; Dinophyceae; Suessiales; Symbiodiniaceae
Source: the annotation of a GenBank genome assembly